Molecule: messenger RNA, 907 nt
Organism: Cannabis sativa
Lineage: Eukaryota; Viridiplantae; Streptophyta; Magnoliopsida; Rosales; Cannabaceae
Product: calcium-binding protein CML24
Exons: 1
Coding region: 134-733 (199 amino acids)
Molecular function (GO): enzyme regulator activity; calcium ion binding
Source: RefSeq, a predicted model, not a curated record
UCGAUCCUUUUUCUUUAUAUAACAUAUAGCGCAUUAUAUUAUUCUCUCCUUAUAAAAUGACUAUAUAUAGAGAAGUUAUAUUGUGUAAUAAAAUACCAAAGAUCUCAUCCAUUCAUUUGAAUUCAUAAAAAAAAUGUCACAUUUGAGCUUUACAAACUAUGAUAACCAGGGACGACGUCGUUCUUCCAAGUCAGUAUCCCCAAGGAAGAACAAAACGACGUCGUCUCACUCUCAUCACUAUAAUCAUAAUCAGGUGCCGAACAUGGAUGAAUUGAGAUGGGCUUUCGAGAAAUUCGACACAAACAGAGACGGAAAGAUCAGCAGAGAAGAGUACAAGUCAGCACUCACUCUUCUCGACCGUCAAAUGACAGAUUCCGAGAUAGCCAACUCUUUUCGGGCACUCGAUUCGGACGGAGAUGGCUCCGUUAGUUUCGAGGAGUUUGUGGAGUUAUUCAACCUGGGAUCUGGUGGUGGUGGCAGCAGCAAUAAGGCUAAGGCUAAGGCUAAGGCUGAGGAUAUCGAAAAUGCUUUUCGGGUUUUCGAUAUUGAUGGCGACGGCCGAAUAAGCGCCGAGGAAGUUUGUUAUGUUUUGAAGAAGCUUGGAGAAGGUUGUAGCAUGAGGGCUUGCCGGAAUAUGGUUAAGGGAGUUGAUAUUGAUGGAGAUGGUUUUAUUAAUAUGGAUGAGUUUGUUACAAUGAUGUCUAAAGUUAAUAAUAAUAAACAACCAAAUUAAUAUGUAUUGUUAAAAUGGUUACUUAAUUGUACUGAUAAGAAUGUGUAUUUUGAGUUUAAUAAUGUAAGGUGCCAAUUUAUGUGUAUGGCACUUUUGGUAUUGAUUAUUUCUCCUCUUCUAUGCUAUAUAUGUAUCUUGUGUGUUGUUAUGAAUUUAAAGAGAAUUGUUAAAGGA